Aspergillus pseudonomiae is the source of this 1908-nucleotide messenger RNA. It is a transcript of the gene sho1, whose product is annotated as osmosensor SHO1. Lineage: Eukaryota; Fungi; Ascomycota; Eurotiomycetes; Eurotiales; Aspergillaceae. The transcript is spliced from 4 exons. Gene Ontology annotation, molecular function: protein binding. The coding region runs from base 371 to 1309 and encodes 312 amino acids. The record is from RefSeq and is a predicted model, not a curated record.
UUUUUUAAAAAAAAAAAAAAAAAACACGAGUCACUGGUUCGUGUUGUUAUCAUUCACGAUGUUCUCGAUCCACCGCCAAUUGAUCUACAUGUUCUUUAUCCUUCGCGUCUAGAACUACACAACGAAACUAACCGCUUGAUAGUAGAACGCUGACUUAAUCGAUAAAUGCCAUAAAUUAUCAUAAGCGGCAACUGAUAUUUCCGGGGAACCUUGCUCGGUCAUUUCAUCCUGUUUAAAGAACGCAAAGAAGUGAUUAUAAAGUCAUCGCCAUUCACAGACGGGAUAUACCUCUUCGGCCACUUAUACCGACGGCAAAGAACCAAUCUCGAACGUCCUAUAUAUUCUCUUUCGCCCUUUCCUUACCACAUUCAUGGUGGCUUACUCCGCGCAUUCCUCAUCUCUACAUAAGCCGAGUCCAUACAACGAAAGUCCUCGAAGAAUGGCGAGAUUCCGCCCAAGCAACAUCCUCGGUGACCCGUUCGCGCUUGCAACGAUCUCCAUUUCGAUACUGGCAUGGAUCAUUGCAUUCAUAUCGUCGAUUGUCUCGGCUAUUAAUGCCCGUGGCUAUCCCACCUAUUCAUGGUGGGGAGUCGCUUAUUCGCUUUGUAUUAUUCUUGGGAUGACACUCGUGUUUGGUACGGAUACUGGUUCUGUCUACGGUGUAGCUAUUGUGGGGUAUCUUUCCGCUGGUAUGGUAAUCACGACACUUGGUGUGAAUUCGUUGGUAUAUCGCAGCGAUUCUGCGUCGCAAGCUGCAGGUGCCGGAUUUAUCCUCAUGUCUAUGGUGAUAGUUAUCUGGAUCUUUUAUUUCGGGUCGACGCCGCAAGCCUCGCAUCGUGGAUUCAUUGAUUCGUUCGCUCUCCAAAAGGAACACCCCGGAGCAUAUGGCAACGGCAGACCUAUGUCUACGGCCUUCAGAAACCGACCCGAGACUACUUCCAGCCAGGCACCUCAAAUGUAUACAUCGGCACAGCUCAACGGUUUUGAGACGUCAUCGCCCGUAUCGGGCUACCCAGGCGGCGCCCCCGGUUCGGAAAACCGCAGCUCAUCGCAACCUCGAUUUGGCAACCCUUCGAACGCCAACUUGCCUGCCAAUGGCAACGAGAACGAGGUUCCUCAACCCACCGAAUACCCGUACCGGGCAAAGGCAAUCUAUUCGUAUGAUGCCAACCCAGAGGACGCCAAUGAGAUCAGCUUUUCCAAACAUGAGAUAUUGGAAGUGUCCGAUGUUAGCGGUAGGUGGUGGCAGGCCAGGAAAUCCAAUGGAGACACAGGCAUUGCUCCAUCGAAUUAUCUGAUCUUGUUGUGAUCCGGAUGGAGCUUCUCUGUGUAACGCUUUCUUUCUUCUCUUUUUGGUUUUUUCAUGGUCCUCGCCAUUUGGUUGCGAGAAAAAUUAUCAUUGAUACCCUUCGAGUAGUAUCACUCGGCGCGAGUCUGGUUUGCGAAGUCACGUUACGUCUUGAUGGCAUUUUCUUGCUUGUUUCAACAUUCCUUGGUCGGUACUUCCUUUUCGUUUUGUAAAGCGCAUGUUCGGUUAUCGAUCUCUUUGUCUGAGCUUCUUUGAGCGGGCACCUGCGCGCUGAUAUAUUAUGCUCUAUAAGUUCCAGCUGUCAUGUUCCGGACAUAGCUCAUUACAUGCUUCAAUAUUUAUCGCAUGUUGAACUGGAAUGGUUAAGCUUUGCUUGAAUGUAUGAAAUCAAGGCUUUGUUCCAGCUCUAAGCAAUAAAGCGAGUGUAGCUUCUGUCUCUUCUGAACGUAGUAAGGAUCCCAUCCGGCUACCAGUGUGUGCAGUAUAACACAAUGUCGACCAGCGUAGGAGAGGCAUGGUGCAAAAAAGAAAAGCAUUGGUGCCUCUUACCAUAAAGCAUGCCGUCCAGGUUGUAGUACAAUCACGAUCAUCUUGUUAGC